Aspergillus thermomutatus is the source of this 462-nucleotide messenger RNA. RefSeq lists its product as uncharacterized. The transcript has a single exon. The record is from RefSeq and is a predicted model, not a curated record. The coding region runs from base 1 to 462 and encodes 153 amino acids. Lineage: Eukaryota; Fungi; Ascomycota; Eurotiomycetes; Eurotiales; Aspergillaceae.
AUGCUUCUGCUCGCCGCGCUGGCCGCGGCCGUCCCUCUCGCGGUCGUGCCGCCGCGGCCGCCAAUGCUCCUCUCCGUGGUGGUCGGGGCCGCUCCCCUCGUCGCGGUGCUCGUGCUGGUCGCCGUGCUGGUCGCGGUGGCCUCGCUGUUCAAGUCCCGUUGCCUGCGCCCCGUCCCGCCGCGCCUGCGAUGUUUUGUUACCGGUGCUUGCAAGCACCAACGGUUCGCGCAGCGGGGGUGCUUCCUCCCUGCUCGGGAUACUCUCCGUCGGGGAGGAAGUGCUCCCGCUGCGCCGGGAUGCACCAGCCCUGCCUUUCGGUACGUUGGUUUCCCGCGUUUCUUGCUCGAUGCAUCUGCUGACUUUGCUCCCUGGCAGUUCCCGGCCACGGCUCUGCCGUUGGCACGUCGUGUGGUUUUGCUCUCCCGUGCCGAGGCUGCGUCUUUGGCGGCCGUCGUCAACUGA